CCUGCAGCCAUGGACAACUCGGCUUACGUGCCGAACCAGCUGCCGCCGCCCCUGGUCGUGUUCUCCCAGGCCGGGGGCUUCUCCGAGGCGGCCCUGCGCAUGCAAAGACCCUUCAACCCUCAAAUCGGCGAGACGAAGGAGCUGCAGAGCCCGUUCAGCCAGGCAGCCGCGAGCCUCGACUACCGGCUUCACCAGCACAUGCUCCACCUGCAGCACCAAUUCCUCCACCCGCUCGAGCACCGACUGCCCUUCGGCAGCGCGUUCCGGCCCCUCGCCCCCUCGGCGUUCGCCCCACCCCAGAAGCGCCUGAAGCUCGAACCCGAGGGCGGCCCCUCGCCGGGCGGCCUCUCGAGCCUCGGCUCGCUCACGAGCAUGUCCAGCAUGUUCUCGCCCGUGUCCUCGGUGGCGAGCUCCCAGCCGGCGGACCUCGCGCCCCAGAGCCCGGCCAACUCGACCAGCAGCAGAUCGCCCCCCGGCCAACAACAGUCCCAGCCGCAGCAGCUGGUCGCACCCCCCGCUGGCAGCGACGGCCGCGCCUCUGCCAGCGCCGGGCCCACGGAUCUACGGACCGAGGAGGAGCGCGAGGCCAGCAGCGCCACCCCCUGCUCCGAGAACACCGAGCGCUCGACCCCCGAGGACAGCCGCGCCUACAGAAUGGGUAAUGUGUUCGGGGGCCGAUGCGGCGCGGAGGCGUUGGGUCUCGGGCUGAUGUCGCUCAACCCGGCCUACAGGUUCGCUCUGCCCCCGGGGCUCGCCGCCAAGACCACCCGCUGCCUUGCACUCGACCAAGGGAAGAAAAAGUUCUCGGCCGAUCCUACCAGCUGCCCGGUGUGCGGCGCGUCGGUGAGGCCCCAAGAGCUCGAGCAGCACUUCCUCCAGGAGCUUGACCGGCUCUUCAAGCUCUCCUCGGCGUCGCCGCGGCCGAGGCCACCGCGGGCCGGGCUGCCACCCGCCACGCCCGAGCACCUGCACAACCAACUGCUGCACACACCCUCGGCCGCCGACGGCACCCCCAUCGGCCGGUGGGAGACCUUCAAGCGGAUCAAGGCUAACCGACAGGCGCGCCUUCGGAUAAAGAACCGCAAGAGGAAGGCGGACGAGCCGGCGUGCCCGGUGUGCGGCGAGCGGCUCUCGGGGACGCCGGAGGAGCUCAACCAGCACGUCGAGCGCUGCCUGAGCCGGCAGAACGGCCCCGGUACCGGAGGCGCCGACAGACACCAGGGCCUCGACGACGAGGAGGUCGACGUCGAGGGCGACACCGAGAGCUUCGAGGAGUACGAGUGGGCCGGCCAGCGGAGGGUCCGGCCGACCCCCAUGCUCCUCCAAGGCUAUUCCGGGGCGGGUCUGGCGGCAGUGGUGGCGGCGUCCUCGGUGCCCUCGGACUCGUCGCACCAGCAGGACGAUGAGGACAUGGACCUGGUGGUCGACGGCGACGAGUCGGCCCAGUACGGGCCCGCCCAGUACACCGAGGCCGACGUGGUGACGCCUCGACACGAGGGCUCGGCCCGGGAGCAGAAGGAGCGCGAGGCCCUGCGCGAGGCCGUCAUCUCGCCCAACGGCCAGCAGGCCCGACCCCAGAUGGUCGAGGUCAAGACCGAGCCCUCGUCCAGUCCCGGCUCCCACCACCAGCCCGAGGAGUCGGCGACGGCUGCCCCGGGGGCCUCGUCGUCCACGUCGCCGCACCUGCUCGACGCGAAAAACGAGCAGACCGCCGACGCGCCGGUCGUCGAGGCUUUGCGCUGCCGCGUCCGCGAACUCGAGGCCGAGAUGCGCGGCCAGGGGCUCAAGUGCCUCAUUUGCAUGGAGCCGUACAAGAAGCCCGUGACCUCGGUCUGCUGUUGGCACGUCCACUGCGAGUCGUGCUGGCUUCACACGUUGGGGGCGAAGAAGCUGUGCCCGCAGUGCAACAUGAUCACGUCGCCGUCGGACCUGCGCCGGAUCUACUUGUGAGGACGACCGUGAACCGGAUCCCUCCGUCGACCUCAUCCGUCCCUUCCUGCGCUGUCCUCCCUGUACAUUUGUAAAUUACCUGGUGAUGACUCGUCCCGCCCCACCGCUCGGCCGAUACCUUGUACUUAGCCGUGGUACAUGCACGCAUAUAGGUAUUAACAAUUUUAUGGUAUGAAUUAACUCCCAUAGAGGAGCACAAGAAGAGGCGGAAGUGUUUGUUUAUCACCUCCUCCUCCUCCCUUUGGCCGAAUCGUGCAUAUAAUACAUACAUGUGUCUGUGUAAAUAAUCGCGAAGCCCCUUUUUCGUGCUAUAUCGCUGUUUCUUUGGUGGAUAGUCAAUUUUUUUUUUCCCCCCUCCGUAUACUUGUUUCCGAUCUUUGUAAAAGAUGCGCCAUUCGCUCGUUGCGAAGUAUCGUGUUGAACGCGUCGGUCUCGUGAUGUACUUACGUUUUUUUUUUUUUUUUUUUAGGGAAAUCGGUUGUUUCAGAAUUUUACGAGGCUGACGCGUCGCACUCCAACGCGAGAUGUUAUUUUUAUUCCACCGUCACGUUGGCCAUUUUAUAAUCAUCGUCACACUCGAUUUCUCUCGAUAGUCGUCGCACGUUGAAGAAGAACAAGGAGCCAGGCGUGUUUUAAUGAAAGUAUAUUAUGUCAUCGUACGGAUGAAACUUUGAUACUUUUUUUCUUUGUUUGUUUUGUUCCUUUCUCUCAACUCUCGCGAAAUUCGCCGCGGUCGUGGCGAUUCACGCGCCAGACGAUCCGUUUGUGUAAAUAAAAUAUUAGGACAAUGUUUACAUUAUUACUAUUAUUAUAAAAAAAAAGAAGAGAUUAAAAAAAUUUUAUAUGAUUUCGGAAUACGAAAGACGUUUCUUUGUAUCGAAUAGUUGAAUUCCUUGACGUGGUUAGCCGGAAGCUGAGCUCUGCAUAGGACGUUGUAUAGACCGAUACACUGUACGAAUCGAAAAGGGUUACAGUGCUUCUAAGACACGAGUUACAAGAAAGAAAAGAAGAAUUGAAUGUAAAGCGUCGAUAAAUAAAUAAAUCGAUAUAUAUAUAUAUAUAUAAAUAUAAAUAAUAUAUGGUAUAAUUGUUAAACUUUUAUCUCUUCGUCUCUUGGAGCAUUGCAAUAUCCGAUGGAACAAAGCGUCGAGGAGCCGAGUCUCCUUAUCGCACACAAAAAAAAAA
Messenger RNA from Copidosoma floridanum, 3135 nucleotides. RefSeq names its product E3 ubiquitin-protein ligase Rnf220. Gene Ontology annotation, biological process: protein ubiquitination. NCBI's taxonomy places the organism in Eukaryota, Metazoa, Arthropoda, Insecta, Hymenoptera, Encyrtidae. The record is from RefSeq and is a predicted model, not a curated record. Gene Ontology annotation, molecular function: ubiquitin protein ligase activity; metal ion binding.